AUGUCACAGUUCUACAAAAUAAACCUGGUGGAGAGGAGGCUUUACUUUAAUGAAAUCCACGACUUGUUUAAAGAUUAUGAAAUCAAGUAUUGUUAUGUGGACAGGAAUAAAAGAACAGCAUUUGUCACCCUGUUGAACGGGGAGCAGGCCCAGAGCGCCAUCAGGAAAUUCCACCAGCAUUCCCUGCGUGGCAAGGAGAUCUCCGUGCAGCUCCAGCCGACGGAUGCUCUGCUGUGCAUCACCAACCUGCCCCUUUCCCUCAGGAUAGAGGAGUUUGAGGAGCUGGUGCGAGCCUAUGGCAAUGUGGAGAGGUGUUUCCUGGUCUACAGCGAGCUCACCGGCCAUUCCAAGGGCUAUGGAUUCGUGGAAUACAUGAAGAAGGACUCUGCUGCCAAGGCCAGGCUGGAACUCCUGGGCAAGCAGCUGGAGGAGAGCACUCUGUUUGCACAGUGGAUGGAUGUGAACCAGCUGACCACAAACCUCAUUCACUCCAAGUGCCUUUGCGUGGAUAAAUUACAAAAAGACUGCGCUGAUUCGAAAGAGCUGAUCCAGGCUUUCUCCCUCAAGUACAAACCUGUGUUCUGCCAGUUUGCCCAGGACGAGGACGGCGGCAGCGGGGACUUUGCCGUGGUGGAGUACGAGAGCGCGGAGCAGGCAGAGAGCGUGAGAGGAGCCAUGGACGGGGUGACCAUCAACGGCAGGAGGGUCCAGGUGUCCUUCUGUGCCCCUGGAGCACCGGGCAGGAGCACCUUGGCAGCUCUGAUAGCAGCACAGAGGAUGAUGAGGAACAACAGGAAGGGCUUGCUUCCAGAGCCAAAUCCAGUGCAGAUCAUGAAAAGUUUUAACAAUCCAGCAAUGCUGCAGAUGCUGCUGCAGCCCCAGCUGCGUGGCCACGCUGUUAAACCUGUUCUUGGAGCAUCUGCAGGUUUACCUCACCUCAUAAAUUCAGCAGUUGGGCCACCUUUUUUGCAGUUGAAUAAAGUUCAUCAGAGCUCAAUUCUGGGGAACACCUCCAGCCUGCUGCUGCAGAGCCCUGCCCACCUGCCCCUGCCCCAGCAGCAGCUCCUGAAGAUGGAAAACAUGCAGGCAAACAGUAAACCAGGUUUGCUGGGAGAACCUCCAACAAUGCUCCUGCAGACAGUGCUGGGCAUAGGGGUGAUGCCAGCAGUGAACUCAGGCCUGGCAACACGAGGAGAAGCUCUCAAGUCAUCUAACCCCGCUCCCAUUGCAGCAGCGGCAGGGAUGGGCAUGCUGCCAUUCUUCCCAAAUCAGCACAUUGUUGGACAAGCUCUUCCCGGGCCCAACGCCGCUCCAGACAAAGGCGAGGCGGUGCCGGGAGCGCAGCCCUUCCCUCCGGCACUGCCCAGCCUCCCCGCCGGGAGCCUCCCCGCCGGGAGCCUCCCAGCCCUGCGUGCUGCCCCCUCCAAGGCUCCCGGGCAGCUCAAGAACUGCGACUCCAGCCUGGGGACUCCCUUGAAGAAACAGACUUCUCUGCUUGGGGAACCCCCAAAAGAAAUUCGACUGAGCACCAACCCCUACUUGAAUUUGGCAAGUGUUUUGCCUGGCAUCUGUCUGCCAGCAAUUGCCAGCAAAGCCUCCAGUCCUCCACAGCAGACCAGCCUUCCAAACAAUGUCAUGGAUGCUGCUGUGUCUCAGGGAACUGCAUCACAACAUGCAAUGGAAAAUUAUUUCAGUUAUUCCCAGCAGCCUGGGGAAUACCCACAGGAGGCUGUCCAGCAGUGGUACCAGCAUUAUGCUCAGGCACAUCACUCUACCCAGGCCAGAGUGGAUGGCUUGGAAAAUGAAGCCUCUGAGGAAUCUACAGGUGGAUCUUUCCCAGACUACAGCACCUGCCUGCAGGUGGUGCCUCCCCUUUUGAGUGGAGCCCAGGGAUCCCAGCAGGGUUUGCAGCCUCCUCCAGCAAAUCCCUUAAAGCAGGUGGCCCCGAAGCGCAGCUCCUCGUACCUCAUGUCCUCCCCCGAGCCCGGCCCCGUGGAGUUCCCGGCUCCCGGCGGAGCCGCGCGCUACUCGGAAUCCUCCCUGAAGAAGAAGCGCGUGUAUUGAUCCAUCAUCAUCCCCACGGCUUGAUCGAUUCCCAGCCCGGCCCGGGGUAGGGAAGGCAGGUGGGAAUCCCUCUGUAUUUAUUGCUGCCUUAACUUCAGACAAUGAGUUCUUUCUGUGUGGGGUGAGCGUCCCAAGAGGAGCCAGCUCUGUCCCGGCACAUCCAAGGACGCUGACGGGCGUGGCAGAGGUGGUGGCUGCUUUCACUUGGAGAGGAGGGGACAGUGUUGGCUUUGUCACCUGUGGGCUGAGGGACAACAGCACAGGGACUUGGGGAGCUGGGACAGCUCCAGCUGAAAGCAAUAAAAACUCAGAGGAAAGCAA
Messenger RNA from Parus major (Great Tit), 2385 nucleotides. It is a transcript of the gene RAVER2, whose product is annotated as ribonucleoprotein, PTB binding 2. Gene Ontology annotation, molecular function: mRNA binding. The record is from RefSeq and is a predicted model, not a curated record. The transcript has 14 exons. Gene Ontology annotation, cellular component: cytosol. Bases 1 to 2064 code for a protein of 687 amino acids. Lineage: Eukaryota; Metazoa; Chordata; Aves; Passeriformes; Paridae.